This is a messenger RNA of Ceratitis capitata (Mediterranean fruit fly), 1044 nucleotides long. RefSeq names its product cytoskeleton-associated protein 4. Lineage: Eukaryota; Metazoa; Arthropoda; Insecta; Diptera; Tephritidae. The transcript is spliced from 2 exons. The record is from RefSeq and is a predicted model, not a curated record. The coding region runs from base 1 to 1044 and encodes 347 amino acids.
AUGCUCAUUAUUGAAUUUGCAGUAAACAUGAUCAAGUGCAACUUGGGAAACUCGCUGGCUCUGACGCUUCUUCUAUUGGCGUUCUGUUGCUCCACAACAAUUGGACGUCUCAAUAAACGAAGCGGUUACCACUACAAACCGCCCGCGGGACCACCACAUGGACCGGCACAUGGCUUCUAUGAGAACAGUAAUACACUUCAUGCCCACGACUUGCCUUCUGGUCCAUCUCACGAGGCGCCCAGCGGUCCUUAUUAUGAAUACAAACCGUCGCCGUCAAGUGGCCAUACACAUGGUGGAGGUGGAGGUGGCGGCAGUAGCAGCAGCAGCAGCGGUAGCAGCAAGUCUGGUUAUAGCAUCGGCAGUGGACUGCGUUCCAUAGCACAGGGCUCAGCAAACCAGGCAUAUACUGCUGUCGCUAAUCAACACGCUGCCGCCAAGCAGGCAGCUUUCAUUGCUAAAAAUACUUUAGCACAGGCGGCUACACAAGCGGCAGCCACAGCACAAGCCGCGCUCGCUGGAAAAAAGGUAAUACUCCAAGAAUUGGAACAACAGGCAGCCGAGGCGCAACGUUCACUAUCACGUGAAUUGGAACAGUUGAAAUCAGCAAAGAUUGCUGCGCAGCUUGCUCAACAAACCGCGCAAUCGGCCAAUCACCAUGUUUCGGUGCUUAUAGCGGCAGUGAAUAAUGCGAAAUCCCUGGCUGAGCAGGCCGAGCAAACAUCCAGUGAGGUGGCAAAUCAAUUGGCCUCUCAAUCCUCAAUGGUUGGUCAAGCAAAAAGUCGCGCAGAGCAAGUGGAGGAGCAAUUGAAGCAAGCGCGUAUCGAUUACGAGGCAACGAAGGAGGCCACACUGAAAGCUGCAUCAUCAGCCGCCGAAGCGCAAGUGAAUGCCUCAAAGGCGGCAGCGCAUGCCACAAUUGGAUUGCAUGAGAGCACUCAUAACAAUCCGCCAAGUGCGGAGGCCGAUGAGUCGUCGUACGAUAUCGAAACGACUGGUCUGGGACAUGAGAUACAAUAUGAGUCACAUGAUGUCCAUCGACAGUAA